AGAAGCAGUUCUACAAGGCGAGCCAGGGUGGGAACACGAGGUGAGCCUUGCGGGUAUGGGGAGACUGAUGUGCGGAGCUGUCAUUACCACUGCUGAGUCCGCCGCACUCGUCGGGCUCAGAAUCAGCCUGCAGAGUCCCCCUCGGCAGGACACCAGGACCACGGCCUCAGUCCUCCCUCCCCGAGGGCAGGGUCUCUAAUGCGGAGGCAUCGGGGGUGGCUGCCCGCCCCACGAUGGGCAGCUUUCGCCUGGCACCAGGGUUAGGAACACCCGCUGACCCAGGAGAUGCUCUCUGCUGGUGAGUGAGAAGGUCGGAGGGGCUGAGGGGACCAAGCUGGACGAUGACUUCAAAGAGAUGGAGAAGAAGGUAGAUGUCACCAGCAAGGCAGUGACCGAAGUGCUGGCCCGGACUAUUGAGUACCUACAGCCCAACCCAGCCUCACGGGCUAAGCUGACCAUGCUCAACACGGUGUCUAAAAUUCGGGGCCAAGUGAAGAACCCUGGUUAUCCGCAGUCAGAGGGGCUCCUGGGCGAGUGUAUGAUCCGCCAUGGGAAGGAGCUGGGCGAGUCCAACUUUGGUGAUGCAUUGCUGGACGCUGGCGAGUCUAUGAAGCGCCUGGCGGAGGUGAAGGACUCCCUGGACAUAGAGGUCAAGCAGAACUUCAUCGACCCUCUCCAGAACCUGUGCGAGAAAGACCUGAAGGAGAUCCAGCACCACCUGAAGAAGCUGGAGGGCCGCCGCCUGGACUUCGACUACAAGAAGAAGCGGCAGGGCAAGAUCCCUGACGAAGAGCUGCGCCAGGCACUGGAGAAGUUUGAGGAGUCCAAGGAGGUGGCAGAAACCAGCAUGCACAACCUCCUGGAGACAGACAUCGAGCAGGUGAGUCAGCUCUCGGCUUUGGUGGACGCACAGCUGGACUACCACCGGCAGGCCGUACAGAUCCUGGAUGAGCUGGCCGAGAAGCUCAAGCGCAGGAUGCGGGAAGCUUCCUCUCGCCCCAAGCGGGAAUAUAAGCCCAAGCCCCGGGAGCCCUUUGACCUUGGAGAGCCUGAGCAGUCCAACGGGGGCUUCCCCUGUUCCUCAGCCCCCAAGAUCACAGCUUCGUCGUCUUUCCGAUCUUCUGACAAGCCGAUCCGGACCCCUAGCAGGAGCAUGCCACCCCUGGACCAGCCAAGCUGCAAGGCGCUGUAUGACUUCGAGCCUGAGAAUGACGGAGAGCUGGGCUUCCGUGAGGGCGACGUCAUCACGCUGACCAACCAGAUCGAUGAGAACUGGUAUGAGGGCAUGCUGGACGGCCAGUCGGGCUUCUUCCCACUCAGCUACGUGGAGGUGCUCGUGCCCCUGCCACAGUGACUUGCCUGUGACCACACCCUGCCCCUCCGUCCACACUGGCCGCCACCCCCUGCUGGGUCUCCUGCAUUCAACGGGGGCCCUGCUGCCAGGGCGGUGUCCCAGCCUGCCGGUGCCUUUGAGGUACUCCCUGAGCAGGGCCCCACACUUGGGUUGGGGGGCUUAUCUGGGUGGGUGGGGAGGCCUGUUUACGCUAGCCCUGACCCCCAGUGGUGAUGGCUUCCUUCCCAACUCCAUGGCGCCGGCCUCCUCCCCACUCCCCAACUCCUCGCCCAGCUGGCCGAGGCGGGGCAACACUACGGUGCUCUCAGAAACACUAAAGUUCCUCUGGGCAGCCCCCACCUCCGUCCUGAUCCCAUGGGGGCCCGGCCCACUGCCUGCCCUCGAGUCCUAUAGCCUUAACAGGAUGGGAUUGAGUGUCCCUGUGGGGUGGCUCAGCCAGGACCCUGGUUUUUGAGACAGAGUUUCGCUCUUGUUGCCCUGGCUGGAGUGCAGUGG
Messenger RNA from Saimiri boliviensis boliviensis (Bolivian squirrel monkey), 1849 nucleotides. It is a transcript of the gene SH3GL1, whose product is annotated as SH3 domain containing GRB2 like 1, endophilin A2. The record is from RefSeq and is a predicted model, not a curated record. Gene Ontology annotation, biological process: synaptic vesicle uncoating. Gene Ontology annotation, cellular component: presynapse; cytoplasm; glutamatergic synapse. Lineage: Eukaryota; Metazoa; Chordata; Mammalia; Primates; Cebidae. Gene Ontology annotation, molecular function: protein binding.